GUCCAGUCCAUAGAUGGUGUCGUCGGACGGGCAUUUGCGGCGCGGCGUACGGCAGCGAGACGACGACGACAACAAUAAUAAUAAUAAUAUCUCCCGCGCGGAUCGAUAAAAGUUUUCGGUUUCUUUUCGUCGACGGCGUAAACGAUAUAUUGUCUCCACACACCGCCGGCAUUAUAAUCAUCAUCGCAUCGUAACGAACACCUGAACACCCGUAGUUGCGAUACGCUCAUAAUAUUUAGAAAUAGCGCAGAAGAAAAAUUAUAAGGGGUUAGUACCAUACCGUGUAAAAGAGGAUAUUUCAAGUUAUUAUCAAUAAUCGUAUUCUUCAUUUAACCUUCAGAUUUUUUUUUAUAAAAUUAUUUCUACCAUGCAAGAACCUCCUCAAACUGAUUGGCUUAUGAUCAUCGCAAUAUGUUUCAUAACUAGUUGUGUAUUAAUUGGAAUACUCUGUGUUGUUUGUUGUUUUUGGUCUAAAUGCUUACUAUUCAACUGUUGUCGACCAAAAUAUAACAAUACUUUAAUAAUAUCCUAUGAUAAGCCGGAAGAAGCAUUGAAUUUACCACCAGAAGACACAAAUAACAGUACUUGUUACUCGCCCGUCCGAAUGAAAAAAAUAAAAACAUUCGAUUAUUAAAUUUUUUGAAUAUUAAGCAGCAAGAUAAAUGCUUGCGUUAUUUACUUGUGACUGCAAAUAAUUUAUCAAAAUGCAGCGAAUGUUCCUGAUCUCAGUAUUACCCACAUAAACAAAUAAUAAUAAAAAAAGAUUCAGAAGUCAACUAGAAUAUUUCAUUUAUUCAGAAACAAACAAUAUUAUAACAAUUGAUUCAUAAUUAAUGCUUUGAUCGACUUUGAAGAUCUCAAUAAUUUAUAAUAUUAUGUUUGGUUUGUACCUGUAUGUUGUAUUAUACUAAGUACCUACUACCUAUACCUACUUAUCAGUAUUAUAAUGUUAAAUGUAAAACGGCCAAUGGUUACAUUAUAAAGGUAUAUUAUAAUAAAAUGCGCCAGUGCAUGAUAGAAAGCUUUGAAGGUUAAGAGGUAGAAAUUAUUAGAAAAAGUUGAAGAGUAAUAUUUUUAAUCAUAUAAUAUGAUGUUUUAAUAUUAUUCAAUUACUUAUAGCUACCAUUAUAAAACAGAAUCGUUUGUUAUGCCUGUAUAGUGUAUACCUACUAAUUUAAAAUGUCUUUGUAAUCAAUUAAAUUAA
Melanaphis sacchari is the source of this 1204-nucleotide messenger RNA. RefSeq lists its product as uncharacterized. The coding region runs from base 368 to 634 and encodes 88 amino acids. The transcript has 6 exons. NCBI's taxonomy places the organism in Eukaryota, Metazoa, Arthropoda, Insecta, Hemiptera, Aphididae. The record is from RefSeq and is a predicted model, not a curated record.